CAACAGCAGCAACAGCAACAGCAACAGCAGGCGUUGUCUUCACAUUCCAGUUUGCCUUCCUUACAGUCGGCAGUCAUGGAAGCAAUGAUCCUCCCCAGGCCCUCUAGCACUGGCUCGGGAUAUCAGAUAAUGGCUGAUGCUUUUCAGGCACAGUCGAAGAUGAAGCUGCAGAGAAUGAUGUCGGUGGGCACUGCAGAGAUGUUGUCUCAGGGCCCAGCAGGAGGCCAGCGGCCGGAGCUGAAACCCUCCCGCAGUGAGGACAAGCCAGACGUACCCAGACAGACAUCUCGUGUGAGUCUUUCAU
Messenger RNA from Candidula unifasciata, 304 nucleotides. The record is from the annotation of a GenBank genome assembly. Lineage: Eukaryota; Metazoa; Mollusca; Gastropoda; Stylommatophora; Geomitridae.